Molecule: messenger RNA, 657 nt
Organism: Brassica rapa (field mustard)
Lineage: Eukaryota; Viridiplantae; Streptophyta; Magnoliopsida; Brassicales; Brassicaceae
Product: B3 domain-containing protein At1g05920
Molecular function (GO): DNA binding
Source: RefSeq, a predicted model, not a curated record
AUGUGGAACCUUCCAGGAUUCUCCAAAACUGCCAAAGACAAGAAAGAAGAAGAGAGAAUGAGGAGAAUCUUCCACCUCUUCCCCAAAAGAAAAAGAUCCCUUCGAAGUCCCCCCAACAAGAAACACUCUCCUCCUCCUCCUCCUCUCUCAAAACUCCCCAUAAAGAAACGAACUGUUUACCAAUACACCACCACCACGAAGACUCCCCAAUGGAUCCGCCGCUUGAAAAAAGACUUGAACAUAGCCGACGACCCCUUCCUCCUCGCGGAGAAGCCUCUCGACCUCGACGACGUGGAUCCAGAACAAAACCGUCUCUCCAUCCCUUUCCAGACCCUAAAGAGAAACGACUUCUUGACGUGUGACGAGGGGAUGAUUCUUGGAGACGAGAGGAUCAAUAAUGAGGGGAGGAUUGGUGUGGCUGCGUGUCUCGUUGAUCAAAGGAAUAAACAGUGGAAGAUGGUUUUGAAGAAGUGGGUUCGUGUGUCUGACUCAGGGAAAGUCCUCCAGAGUUUUCUGUUGAGUGGUGCAUGGAGUGACGUCGUUGAGGCUAAUGAGUUGAGAGAUGGAGAUAACAUCAGUCUAUGGUCUUUCAGGCUCAAUGGGUUCCUCUUCUUUGCUCUUGACUUUGCAGGUGACUCCGUAGACUUCUUAGAGUAA